AACCUAUAAAAUCUCAGUUCAACAAGCCAAACAGACUGAGAACGACACAGCAGAGCUAGAGGGAAGUCCCCGAAAACACAAAGGCUUACAUGAUCAUGCGACUUUACAUCCUUUUCUGUGUUCUGUUUUCGGCUGUACUUUUCAGCCCUCUUGCUGAUGCCGGUCAAGUGAAAUUUGGCCCCCUCUGCAGUGGCAACCCAAGUAACAGUAAAAGAGGAUGCGAUAAAAAAUAUGGCUGUGGAAAGUAUGGAGCCAGCCGACCUAAAGUAAAGUGUUUAGACAUGCCAUGCUUGAAUGUACAAUGCACAAUUAGAUUUGACAGCUACUGUGGUGGGGAAGAUUUUCAAGAUAAUGGCAAGCGCAAACACAUGGGUCUUGACAUUGUGUGUGCUGAUGGAGCCACAGUUUAUGCCCCAUUUGAUGUGAAGUUGAAUGGCAAAGCUGCACCUUACAAAAAGGACAAUGCUAUCAAUGAUGGCAUUAGCUUGAGCGGAGAAGGUCUUUGCUUCAAGCUGUUCUACAUUAAGCCGGACCGUUACUCUGGAACUCUAAAGAAAGGGCAAAAGAUUGGAACUUUACUCCCAAUGCAGAAGGUCUAUCCUGGCAUCACUUCUCAUGUUCAUGUUCAAAUGUGUGACAAAUCAGAUCCCACCAAAUACUUCUAAUGCUGAUAAAGCUUUUAACCAUCCGCAAUAAUCAAACAACCCAAAGUUACUCGCAUUCUGGAACGUGCCAUUUAUUUAGUUUUUUUACCUCUUCAUGCUUUAAAGAAUUAAACAUUAAGAAUGACUUCUAAUAAUCUUCUAUCUACAAUUGCACGAGUAGUCAAAUACUUUGCACAGUGCUUUGCAAUCCAACAAUAAAGUUUUGGAGACUUG
Myxocyprinus asiaticus (Chinese sucker) is the source of this 878-nucleotide messenger RNA. Its product is annotated as leukocyte cell-derived chemotaxin-2-like. The transcript is spliced from 6 exons. The record is from RefSeq and is a predicted model, not a curated record. Bases 90 to 665 code for a protein of 191 amino acids. NCBI's taxonomy places the organism in Eukaryota, Metazoa, Chordata, Actinopteri, Cypriniformes, Catostomidae.